GUGUAUCGGUCGAUAUUACUAAAUCUGCAGUACGGAAUUCGAAGUAUGUUAUUGCACAGGUGAAUCCACAAAUGCCCAGAACAUUAGGUGAUGGCGUGAUGCAUGUGAGUGAAUUUAGUGCUAUCGUAGAGGUCAAUGAUGAAUUGCCUGUAGUAGAUUACAAAAGUAAAAUUACAUCGGCCGAUAUUGAAAUAGGCAAACAUUGUUCUUCAAUAAUCGAAGAUGGAUCUACAUUGCAAAUGGGUAUUGGUGCUAUUCCUGAUGCGGUAAUGGAGCAAUUGGAAGGACAUAAGGAUUUAGGAGUGCAUACCGAAAUGUUUUCAAAUGGUGUCAUUGAUUUAGUCAAAAAAGGGGUGAUCACCAAUCGGUUUAAGAAGAAGCAUCGACAAAAAAAUGUAACUACAUUUGCAAUAGGUUCUAAAGAACUAUAUGCUUUUAUAAAUGAUCAUCCUGAGUUCGAAUUUCUUGAAUCUGAUUAUGUAAAUGAUGCUUAUAUUAUAGCAAAAAAUCCAAAAGUAGUUGCUAUUAAUUCUGCUAUCGAAAUAGAUAUUACUGGUCAAGUAUGCGCCGAUUCUAUCGGAACCUAUCAGUAUUCAGGGGUAGGUGGACAAAUGGAUUUUAUAAGAGGUGCUAAUUUAUCGGUAGGUGGGAAACCUAUCAUAGCAUUGUCUAGUACUACUAAUAAAGGGGAAUCUAAAAUUGUACCUUUUCUCAAACCUGGUGCAGGCGUUGUAACCACUCGUGCUCAUGUACACUAUGUAAUUACAGAAUACGGAAUUGCCUAUCUAUUUGGCAAAAACUUAAAACAACGGGCCUACGCCUUGAUAGAUAUUGCUCAUCCGUCACAUCACAAAAAACACAUAACCCUAAUUGGUGCUGGCAUCAUGAGUGCAACAUUGGGUAUCUUAUUAAAUGAAUUAAAUCCUGAAUUUGAAAUCGAAUUUUUCGAACGAAUGGAUCAAGUAGCAGCUGAAAGUAGCGAUGCAUGGAAUAAUGCUGGUACAGGCCAUUCGGCCUUUUGUGAGUUGAAUUAUACAUCUGAAAUUGAUGGUCAAAUUGAUAUAUCUAAAGCUGUGAAAAUUGCAACACAAUUUGAAAUGUCAAAAUCUUUUUGGGCCUAUUUAGUAAGUAAACGUUUUAUUGAAAAUCCUGAAUCAUUUAUCAAUAAUAUCCCACAUAUAAGUUUUGUAUGGGGUGAAGAAAAUGUUGACUUCCUAAGAAGAAGAGCUCACUUAAUGCAAGCACAUCCACUGUUUAGUGAAAUGAGAUUUUCGAAUCAACAUGAUGUACUCCUUGAAUGGAUGCCAUUGGUGAUGCAAUCAAGAAAGCCCGAUGAAGUAUUAGCAGCAACUAAAAUGGAUAUUGGAACUGAUGUUAAUUUUGGAAAUCUUACAAGAGUUUUAUUUAAUUAUCUCGAAUCGUUGCCUAAUGUAACAUUGCAUUUGAAUCAUGAAUUAAGAGAUUUAGAAAAGAUAGAAAAUGGCCAAUGGCGGUUGAAAGUAAAAGACGAAUUAAAUGAUGUAAAAAAAUACAUCGAUACUGAUUUUGUAUUUUUAGGAGCAGGUGGUGGAUCGCUGCCAUUACUAGAUAAGUCGGAUAUUGAAGAAGCCAAAGGAUAUGGAGGAUUC
Molecule: messenger RNA, 1628 nt
Organism: Darwinula stevensoni
Lineage: Eukaryota; Metazoa; Arthropoda; Ostracoda; Podocopida; Darwinulidae
Source: the annotation of a GenBank genome assembly